UUAUCUACUCGUUUCCUUACAAGCUCUCUCAAUGGGUGACUGAAGCUGGCUAUCUUAUCCAUAGGUCUAUUUGCUUCUCUAUAACAGACAAGUCAUGGUCUUCCAUGGGGAUUUUCCAUUCUCUGUAGACACGUUAGUCAAGAGGAGACAGUCUGUUUGUUCUGUUUCUCUUUUUUUUUUAAAAAAAAAACAAAAAAAAAAAAACCUUCAAAGCAGCACUCGAGAUCUCGUGCUCACAGAAUGAAGGAGGCCAAGAGGAAAGGCCGUCACUCUGGACAUGGUAAGCGCAAAGGUACCAGGGAGGUUAGACUGCUUAGCAAGGUGCUUCGGAUGAGGAGAUUGAGAGUCCUCAGGCGUUUGCAUCGCAAGUAUAGGGAAUCAAAGAAGAUUGACAAACACAUGUAUCAUGACAUGUACAUGAAGGUGAAGGGUAAUGUUUUCAAGAACAAGCGUGUGCUGAUGGAAAACAAUUUGAGGCUAGGAGGGCAAAGAACAAGGCAAGCAGGGAGAGAGUUUGCAAGGAGGGAAGAACGUUUGGCUCAGGGACCAGGAGGAGAAAAGCCAGUACAACCUGCAGCACCAGCCCAGGGAUCUAACAAGUCAAAGCAAUGAGCAUGAUGAACUGUAAGGAGGGUUGAAGCACUAUGUCUACUUUUUGUCCUUGUUAGUAUGGCAGUUUAGUAUGUUUGAUACCUUCCCUUUUUGGCCUAAUGUUACUUGUAUGAAUUUGAAAGCUGGUA
Molecule: messenger RNA, 740 nt
Organism: Solanum pennellii
Lineage: Eukaryota; Viridiplantae; Streptophyta; Magnoliopsida; Solanales; Solanaceae
Product: 60S ribosomal protein L19-2-like
Exons: 1
Coding region: 241-612 (123 amino acids)
Biological process (GO): translation
Cellular component (GO): ribosome; cytosolic large ribosomal subunit
Molecular function (GO): structural constituent of ribosome; RNA binding
Source: RefSeq, a predicted model, not a curated record